AUGGCGUCCGCUCUCAAGGCCAAUUGCCGCAAGGUCAUCUGCAUCGGUCGCAACUAUGCCGACCACGUCGCCGAGCUGAACAACACCAAACCCAAGCAGCCCUUCUUCUUCCUCAAGCCUGCCUCCUCCAUCCUCUGUCCCGGCGAAGGCCCGGUGCUGCGCCCCCGCGGCACCAACCUGCACUAUGAGGUGGAACUCGGUCUGGUGAUGGGCAAGACCCUUCGGGAUCUGGACCCGAGCGACGAGGAGACCGCCCUGGACGCCAUCCACAGCUACUUCCUCGCCAUCGAUAUGACCGCCCGCAACGUCCAGGACGAGGCCAAGAAGAAGGGCCUGCCCUGGUCCAUCGCCAAAGGCUUCGACACCUUCCUUCCCAUCUCGCAGGAGAUCCCCAAGGCGCGCAUCCCGAACCCCCACGACGCCUUUUUGCGUCUCAGCGUCGGGUCCCAGCUGCGCCAGGCCGACUCUACCGGCCUGAUGCUCUUCAAGAUCCCCCGCAUCCUCGCGGAGAUCUCCAAGGUCAUGACCCUCGAGAAGGGCGACCUCGUCCUCACCGGUACCCCCAAGGGUGUUGGCGAGGUCAAGUCCGGCGAUGUGAUGAAGGCGUCCAUCGAGGUUGAUGGCAAGGAGGUCGAGGAGGGACGUAUCGAAGUCGAAGUGAAGGAUCGGGAUGGGAAGUAUCUGUACGCUGAGACCUAG
Messenger RNA from Aspergillus terreus NIH2624, 699 nucleotides. RefSeq names its product fumarylacetoacetate hydrolase family protein. The record is from RefSeq and is a predicted model, not a curated record. The transcript has 3 exons. Gene Ontology annotation, cellular component: mitochondrion. The coding region runs from base 1 to 699 and encodes 232 amino acids. Lineage: Eukaryota; Fungi; Ascomycota; Eurotiomycetes; Eurotiales; Aspergillaceae. Gene Ontology annotation, molecular function: acetylpyruvate hydrolase activity.